AUGUCACCCAAUCAGCCACCGACGACAACCCGCCUUGCCUGCAAAUAUCUCUGCGAGAGCACAUUUAUCCACUUUGGCAACUUGGGAUUCGGCAACAUCAACUCCGACCUCGGGCACCUCUCCCUCGCGAAACUCAACGGCAUCAGCAACCAUCCGCGUAUAGCCAACUACCAUGUCCAUCGCUUUGGGGCUGGGCUGCCCUGGCGCCGCUUGAGACGUUCGGGCUAUGUCAGUGAAGCCGUCGAAGGCAGCAGCGACAGCGAGAGCGACGAUGGUGUCGAAGUUCAGAGCGAAAGCGACAGCGAGAGUGUAGCUGAUAGUGACAUUACCGAUAUUGGCCACGAUUAUGACUCCUACUAUCCAUUGACUUGGAUGGUGGUUCUGACGAUGGCUCUGAAGAUGACUCUAGUAUUGGAUCUAGUAUUGGCUCUGACGAUGGCUCUGACGAUGGCUCCGACAAUGACUCCGACCAUGAUCAAUGGUGACGGCGAUAGUGACACCGAUAGCGAAAGUGGCAGCCAUAACAACAGUGAUUGUCAGCUCCAGUACCAUGCAGGCCCGGUAAUCAGGGAUCGAGAGUCAAUCCAGCGCUGGCAAGACGUGAUCAAGCGUUUCGUCAAUUGCAGGUCACUUAGCCUUCGGGAUCCGUUCUAUUCCGACCUUCUUACCUACUCCUAUAACCCUACUGCAGCUGGGCUGAGUAGAGAAGCAGCAGACGAAAAGGACCGCGAAUUCCGCGAACUGAGCAAAACCAUACCCCGCCCAGCUCUGCACGAGAACGAGAUAUUUAACGACCACCUGGACAUUUCGGACGCCUACAUGGUGCUGGUGAAUAUCGUUUCCAAUGUCCAGAUCCCGGUCGAGAAAUUGGAGCUCGAUAUCAACGUCCUUUGCCUGCACCGAAUCGACAUAGCCCACCUCGACGACCCGGCCUUCUGCGCUGCCUGGGCAAGUUCGUCGGAUUUCACAUACCGCGUCGCCGGUUGGCGAGGUCGUGAUCGUGAGAACGAGCGCGCAGCAGCAACCUUCGUCGUAAGGCCAAUUGCUCGCGGUAUCAAUCUACAGUCCUUAACAUUCAGCGCCGGGAGCUCCACGAACCCCGCGCAGAUCGUCAGUUGUCUUGUAUCUAACAAGAUCCCGCCCAACCCACAGCUCAAAUCACUCACUGUAGACACAGUUGAUUGUCUGCAGUACGGCAAAAGCCUGGUUAAGCUGGUGAAAUGA
Aspergillus mulundensis is the source of this 1224-nucleotide messenger RNA. RefSeq lists its product as uncharacterized. NCBI's taxonomy places the organism in Eukaryota, Fungi, Ascomycota, Eurotiomycetes, Eurotiales, Aspergillaceae. The transcript is spliced from 3 exons. The coding region runs from base 1 to 1224 and encodes 407 amino acids. The record is from RefSeq and is a predicted model, not a curated record.